This is a messenger RNA of Colletotrichum spaethianum, 375 nucleotides long. RefSeq lists its product as uncharacterized. The record is from RefSeq and is a predicted model, not a curated record. The transcript has a single exon. NCBI's taxonomy places the organism in Eukaryota, Fungi, Ascomycota, Sordariomycetes, Glomerellales, Glomerellaceae. Bases 1 to 375 code for a protein of 124 amino acids.
AUGCGGACGUCAAGGUUGAUCAGCGCCCUCUCGGCGGUGGCCGUUGCCUCCGCGGGCGUGAUGGCGCUCGACAUUGGCGACGAACUGCGCAUGAACUGGAAGAUGGGCCUGCUGCCGCGGCAGGACACGCUGAACCUUCAGACUUUCGAAGGCGAUGUGGGAGGCGUCAAGGCGUCCGCGGUACGUUAUUUCACUUCGAGUUUACCAACAACGGCUUGCUUUUUCGACAACGGCGAUGCGAUUGUGGUGGUGGGUGGUGGGUGGUGGUGCUGUUGGGACGGGGCCCGGACGGGAGUUCCGGUGUGGCGGUCUCGCGGGCGGUUUCAGAAUCACGAUCGGGAGCAGGACCAGGACGAAGGGACGACAUUGUGCUGA